This is a messenger RNA of Electrophorus electricus (electric eel), 5276 nucleotides long. Its product is annotated as peroxisomal membrane protein PMP34. Gene Ontology annotation, cellular component: nucleus; peroxisomal membrane. The record is from RefSeq and is a predicted model, not a curated record. Gene Ontology annotation, molecular function: FAD transmembrane transporter activity; transcription coactivator activity; coenzyme A transmembrane transporter activity. Lineage: Eukaryota; Metazoa; Chordata; Actinopteri; Gymnotiformes; Gymnotidae. Gene Ontology annotation, biological process: smooth muscle cell differentiation; positive regulation of transcription by RNA polymerase II; transport.
GUAACAUUUGAAGCUAUCUAUGAACUGCAUAACUUGAAAAGCAACGGAUCAGAAUCACCUAGACACCGCGAGCAACAUCUGGUCACGGUUGUGCUGUGUGUGGGGUGGGGAAAGUGCAACAGCCUGAUAAUUAGGGGUAAAAUAGGCCAGACCUGUCAUGUAACAUUUCUCUGUUACUUUGGCAACCAUGGAAAGCCUGCAGGAAUAUGGAUUGACCUCCACUGAUGCUGUUUCUGUAGCUGGGGCUUCAGGUCCUUACCCCAGCUCUAAGAGUGACGCGGUGACCAGUGACCUCCAGGAACUGUCUCUUCAGCCCACCCCCAGCCUUUUGUUGCCCAUUCAGGAGCGGAGGAACGUGCUGCAGAUCAAGCUUCAGCAAAGACGCACACGAGAAGAACUGGUCAGUCAGGGCAUCAUGCCACCCCUGAAAAGUCCUGCUGCCUUCCAUGAACAGAGACGCAGUUUAGAGAGAGCCAGGACAGAGGACUAUCUAAAGAGGAAGAUUCGCGCUCGACCAGACCGCUCUGAGCUGGUCAGGAUGCAUAUUCUGGAGGAGACAUCAGCAGAGCCCUCUCUGCAGGCAAAGCAGCUGUUGUUGAAGAGAGCUCGCCUGGCUGACGACCUGAACGAUAAACUGGCCCAGCGGCCUGGGCCCAUGGAACUUAUCCAGAAAAACAUCCUCUCAGUCAACUGCAGCCUCACACAGGCUAUGAUAGAAGAAGCAAACACUUCCUGUGAUGACGAGAGCAGUGAUGCUUUUUCUCCUGAUCACUCCAUCAGUCAUCACUCUCCUCUUGGCAUCACCCUGCCAACUUCAUCAUCUGAUUCACUGCCUAGCACCUCCUCACCUGCAGAGGUUUCUCCUCCCCCACCCCCUCCUUUACCUGUGACCACUGCUCCUGCCCCUGGGCAGAAUCUGAUCAAUGGGACGGCAGCACCCCAAAGGCACACAUCUGGACAAGUUAAGGGUGGUAAGGCAGCUCCUGAGCGAAGUAAGAAACAGAGAGACAGCAAGCCCAAGGUGAGAAAGCUGAAGUACCACCAGUACAUCCCUCCUGACCAGAAAGUGGGGAAAGAACCUCCAACCAUGUUGGACUCCACCUAUUCCAAACUGCUCCACCAGCAGCAGCUCUUCUUACAGCUGCAGAUCAUCAGCCAGCAGCAACAGCACUGCAACUACCAAGCCAUCCUCCCAGCUCCACCCAGGCCUCCAGCAGACCAGCAAGCACCUUCAACCAAUGGCAUGACUUCAGUGAGGUCCACACCACCCUCUCAACCAACAUCCACCAAUAUGAAUGGCCCAAGUCGCCACCCCAUUGCAGUAGCACUUGACGCUAAUCUACCACCAGUGCCCUCUAACCUGGAUGAACUAAAGGUGGCAGAGCUGAAGCAUGAACUCAAACUACGUGGCCUCACUGUCUCAGGGACCAAAAACGACCUUAUAGAGCGCCUGAAAAACUUCCAAGAACAAAAUGGUGGCAAUGCACCAUUCAGUACCACAGGGAGCACUAGUGUGCCAGCUGACUCUAAUACCAGCACAUCCCAGUCAACAUCACAGCAACCUACCCAAUCCCUAGCCUCCACCACUGUCUUCAACCAGUCAGGAAACUCUGGCAUGGUUGUGGCAGCUUUACCAUUGGUUGCCAGUCUGGGAGGGGGUGGAGCUCAGCCUGCAACUCAGUCUCAUUUUAGCGGUUCUAGUCCCUCAUCUCCUGGAUCUCCCACCCCCUCUGAGCACUCAUUGGCUGGGAUAAGCCCAGAUGACCAGAGCUGUAAUGGAGAUGCUUUUGGAGACAUGGUGAGUUCUCCUUUGACCCAGCUCUCCCUCCAGCAUUCUUCUCCUGAUCCUUCCUUUGCAACCCCGCCCUCAGCACCCCCUGCUGCCUGGCCCCUCGCUGAGUCUGGCCCCUUCCACCUUGCUCGGGGGGGAGUGGACAAAGACAGAAUGUUGCGGGAGAAAGACCGGCGCAUUGCGAAGCUGACACGCAUGCUGCAGGAGAAGCAGCAGCAGGUGGAGGCGCUGCGUUCCCAGCUGCAGGAUCAGCAGGCUGGGGGUGGAGCUUGCCAACCACAUCCACCAAUCACCAUCAAGGAGGAGCCUCAGGACAUUCCUAUGGAGGAGGUGGAGCCAGAACAGCAGUGCGUGGUGGAGGAGCAGGUGCAACUGCAGAACCAGCUCAACCUACACAGACAAACGCAGCACAGGAGGAAGAAAAUGUACAGCAGGUUGCAGAACCACAUGUUUUCUGCACAGCCAGAGACUUACUCCCCGCAGACCUCCCAGCAGAGCUCCUCCCAGCAGACCUUCCAGCAGAGCUCCUCCGACCAAACCUCCAAGCAGACCUUCCAGCAGAGCUCCUCCCUCCAAACCUCCCAGAAGAGCUCCUCUCAGCAGUCCUCCUUCGAGCAGGUGUCUCAAGUGUUUGUCAAGCAGCAGUCAGGAACCCUCCCCUCGUUGUCAUUGGAUGUCCUUAAAUCAAACUCCUCCCGAACACUAGUGAUGGACAGCAACGGCAAUCACUUCCUGCUAAUGCUGACCAAUAACAACACUGAUAACCAAGCCAAUGACAACCCACCUACCAACAUGGCCAAUCCAAUCACUCUUCAGAGAAUGGAGUCCACACCCACCAAGCUAUCCAGUCAAGCAGCAUCUCAGAUACCUAUCAGUGACGUCAAAUCAAAGCCACUGACAAUCUGUAAACAACCAAUCAAAAAGGCAUUAAAACCUGAGAAACAUGUCUCACCCAAUCACAUGAAAGCACGCUAUGCGCUGUCCAAUGUACAGUCAUUUUUAGCCAAGGUAGAUCCUGUCUCCACUAAUGUUCUGAUGGACUCCUCUUCAAACCAAAGAAAGGAGAUGCGUGUGGGUGCAGACCAACAUACAGUUUUCUCUCCUUCCCCCUUUAACCUAAGGUCUACCCUAACUUCACGCCGAAAGAAGAACGGACGCACUCAGCGUGUGGAUAACCUAUUUGACACCCUUGUUCAGAAUGGUGAAAUCUCGGAAAAUUUCAGACCGACUCCCGAUCCUGCUCUGUCCUGCCUCUGCCCACAUACUCCGCCCCUUUCACCAAGCUCCUCCCCUCUUCAGCUUUCCCUGCCCUCUCCUUCCAUCACAGAAACCCCUCGGGAACCUUUAAUGGAUGGGUCUUCUGCUCAUGGAGAACUUCCUAACUGCAGUGCUGGAAGUGGGCGCCUGGAGGACUUCCUUGAAAGCACCACUGGAAAACCUCUUUUGGGGGUGGAGCCUGGUGGUCAUGUCACUCUCAUUGAUGAACUCCACAGCCAAUUGUUAAGCACACCUAGUAUCCUGGACCACCCUUCCUCACCAAUGGACACAUAUGACCUUGGGCUGCCAUCCAGUCAUACGGGGCUAGAGCUGGCAGAAUCCGCCCUCAACAGCAUGGAUUGGCUAGAUCUUGGUUUGAGUGGAACAGGUGGGGAUGGGCCAGGUGUAGUGGGCCUCAAUGGACACCCUUCCACUAGUGUGUUUUCAACAGACUUUCUGGACAGUUCUGAUCUUCAGCUGCACUGGGACUCCUGCUUAUAACCAAAUGAAACUCACACAAGGAACUAAACACACACACACACAUGCAAUUAACCACACACAUAAACACACACACACACACACACACACACACACAUUUGCUGUUGUAGUCAGUGCCCUUGUGGUCCUAUAUUGCCAAACAGCCGAAUGUUUCCUGUCAUACUGAGCCUUCUAGUGUCUGCUGUCCUUUCACUUGGAGUAACUCUAUAAAACUACACAUCAGUCCAGUUGCUUCAAGAGACCCAAUUGGUUAAAAGAUUGCAGUUUUGAACACCUCUUAGCCCUCAUAAUGUGAUUUGUUUACUAACCACAUUCAGGAGGUAUUGGGUGGCUGAACAUGCAAAAGAGAUGUAGUCUCCCUCAUUAGCUAACAUUUGAACAUCUGACAGUUUCUAAGAUCUAAAUCACAUUGUUAUUGAGCAGGCUGCCUGGUCUGUGGGGUCAGGGGUCAUUGUACUAUUGUCAUUUUUAAGGAAGCUGUAGUUUCACUGAGGUCAUUUUUAAAACAGUGAAUGUUCUGACACACUAACACACAGAUUCUCUGACUGGACAGCAGCAUUGAAACACUAGUGAAUCAGUUUUCUUGUGCUGGCUCAGGGCCACGUGGCCACGUGGCUAGGCUCUGGCACCACACGCGAAGAGCACACUUAGAGCUGUGACAUCACUAAAACAUGCACUGGUGUGUGCACAAGGGCCAGAGCUAACUCUAACCUAUGUUUUAACAUACCAUGGCCAACAUCAGCUUACUUUCCUUUUGUCUUGAGUGAGAAACAAAUGGCUAUCUAUAAGAGCCAGAGGCAGCACGUAUCUAGCUAUGGGCUGACUCUGGCUCGUUGACAUCAGAGAUCCUGUAUCCCACUGAUGACUUUAGCCCACACAUGGCCCUCUGUUUGAUAACAUGUACUUCAGUGCAUGGUAACUCCAAGCACAAAGUGCUCAUGCAUCACCCAGGUGAAGAGCUACUAUCUGUUCUUGUACAGUAAGGACACAGUCCCAUGUACUCGUCUGUGGUGUGUAAGACCCAGAGCUUGUGUUAGAGCAACCUCAAUUACAAGUGGCAAAGACUGGAUAUGUGACAGUCCAAGUCCAGGAACUGAGUUACAUCUGUGCGUUUGUGUGUUUAUAACCACUGGUGAGAUAUAGAUUGGCUGAAUUUACAUAAGAGGUACAUAUGCAUGACUGGUAAGCAGGCACACACACACACACACACACACACACACACACACACACACACACACACACACACACACACACACACACACAUUCACACAUUUCUCUAUUUCAUUUUUUUACUUCAGUGUAUUUACUGUGUUGCUGCUUAUGCAACUCAGGAUCCUUGUGUGUGUGUAUGAUCUGUUUGUCUUGUAUGUUUGCAUACAUGUUAAUAUAUGGUAUAUAAUCAUGCACAGGGGAAUCGUUAUUCUGUAAUGCUUCCUCUCUCAGUGUAAAUGUGCACUUAGAAUGGCUUGGACUGUGUGGUUAAACCCGGACUGGACUUUUGCUCAUGGAAUGGGCUCUGAAAGCCAGUAGCCAGCAGUCCCAUUCCCACUAGGUGGCUGGACAUGUUAUAGCCUCCCUGUCACUGGCUGUUACAGUGUGUUACAGCCUCCUUAUCACUGGCUGUUACAGCUUCCCUUUCACUGGCUGGCUGGACGUGUCACAGAUAGGGCCUAAAGUUUGGGCAUUUAUAAUGUUUGUUUUUCCCUUUAAAUAAAUGAAAAAUAAAAGU